UGUGCCAUGGAGAAUUCGAUCACAUAACAGGCCAGUGUCCAUGAAUUUGGUUCAUUCAUCUACGCUUGGAGAUGGCGGCGCCUUCGAGUCAUGUCUGGAUUUCUCUCCUCCUCCCGAUAGACAAGGAUCGAGUCGGACUCCUUGGGCACCACCACAUGUGCCAAAGCGAAGCAAAGUCUCCCUAGCUUGCCACACCUGCCGAAGACGUAAGAAGCGCUGCGAUGGCCUCUGGCCGUCCUGUACGCCGUGUAAAAGAAGACCUGAUGGCUGGAAAUGCCAGUACCCGGAAAAGACAAUCACGGGGAAAGCGACUAUUCCUACGAGCCUACAAUUCCCUAGACCCGAUUUUGAGGCUGCUUCUCGAGGUCAAUCUAGACCUUUACCAGCAGUGGUACUAGCGACAAAUAAACCAUCGAAGCGUCCGAGGCAAGAUUUCAAUCCGCCUCCAUCAGAUGGACCUGUGCCUUCGCGAUUCGACUUUGCAGCCGAGCUUGGGAAUCUCUCGACAUCGACCCUGCCCGUGGGUGAUCCGUUGGCUCAGGUUCGACCUGAUCGUUCGCACAAAUCCCUGGUCGGUGUUUCAUGUCUUAAAUCUCACUCCGUACAACCCGUCUUAGAGAUGAGAAGUGUGUAUAGCACCGAUGCCAUGGCUGUCGUUUUUACGGCAACGUAUGAUGGCAGCGGGUUCUAUGGCAGUUCGUCAACAGUCGCGUUCCUCGACAGCGUCAUUCAAACCGCGGAGCAAGGCGAUCAAAUCCAUGAAGACGUGAGCCCGAUUCAGCAAUCCGAGUGCCUUACCAGCCGAGAACCGACCAAGGUCUUCCGUGGCGCCAAUGAUGAUGCCAUGGGACCGAACGACGGUGGUCUCGUCCUUCCCGGGAAGAGACUGGCCGACGCUCUCUUGCAGUGCUUUUGGGACGUGGUCCAUCCACUUUUCCCCGUCCUGCACCGACGCUCCUUCCUCGAAGCUUACGACGCACUCUGGAUGAGGCAUGCUCAGCCGGCGGACAGUGAGGGUAGCCAGGAAGACGAAGAAUCCAAUUCGUAUUGCAUGGUGAACAUCGUCUUGGCCCUGGGAGCCCAAUUCAACCAAGAGUUCUCUCCUGCCCAGAGAGCGCGGGCUUCCGACGAAUUCUUUCAACGAUCCAGACGGCUACUGGCACUGGAUGCCCUGGAUACUAGUUCCUUCUCGGCCGUCCAGACACUAGUUUUGACCGGCAUCUACCUACAGUCGACGAAGCAUGCCAAUCAAUGCUGGAACGUCGUCGGCUUGGCCAUCCGAGCGGCCCAGGGACUGGGGUUGCAUCUGAAUGAUGGACCAUACUCAAUCCCGGCCGAUGGCUCGGUCGAAGCUGACAUGAAUUGGCAGAUGAGAUCACGAGUUUGGUGCUGCUGUCUAAUCCUGGACCGGCUUGUAUCAAUGACCUUUGGUCGUCCUUUCAUGAUUUCCAACCACUCGUCCAACACCAUGCCUGCCCUUACAGAUGAAGAAGGUGACUCUGAAGAUGGUCAAGUCCUCGCGAGGGAUUACGUUCCCCCCUACGGUUGUUUCGUAUAUUCGUUGCAGCUCUUCGACAUCCUAGAGGAUAUCCUGUCUGCCUUGUACGCAGGAGUCACGGUGCCAUUGCGUGCCAGGGGUGAAAGCGCCACCCGGCCGAAUGUGCCUGAUCUCACUAAGGUGGUUGAGCUGGAUGCCCGCCUCAACGACUUCCACCGUGAUCUGCCCUCAUUUCUGAAACCUAGAGAGUGGUCACCUCUGGCGAGCGACUCGGCUACAUUGCAGGCCAACGUGCUUCAAGUUCGAUUCUUUCAUACACGAAUUCUCCUGCUACGUCCCGUUCUGCUGGUUCUGAUGCGAACAGAGUCUGGUCGGGUUGAAGACGACCAGACCAUGUUCCGAACGGCUCUCUUGCGGGAGAUGAGCCUGCGGAUGUCCGAGGCAUGCAUAAUCACGGCUCACGAGAUGAUUGAAUUUCUGCACCAGAGGUUGGAUACGGUUUAUCGAUCCGCCUGCUGGUACAUGGUUUAUUUCACUUUCACGUCGGCAACCGUCCUGAUUGCCGCAAAGCUGUGUCCUUCCUUGCGUGUGACGAGCGAGUCGUCACGGUUUCAGGCAUCCUGGACCAAAUGCCAGGCCAUUUUGGAGUAUCAUAAAUCACAAAGUCAAUCUGCUUCGAGAGGCCAGCAGAUUCUACGUGCUUUGGACGACAGGGUUUCGUCUCUGCUGACGCGAUCCACUGUGGCGACCUCGUCAGCUAAGCAAUAUAGCGGUGAUGCCGGUGUUACUAAUCCCACAGGGUCGACUAGCAGCGGCUUCUUCAAAGGCUUCGCGCAAGACAAGUCCCGCCGGGACUCUUUCUCUGAAGACUGGUUGUUGAACGACUUUGCGACCAACCUGGACUUCCUCGACCUCUGAUACCGGCAAGACUCAGUGUGUCAUGUGGCAUGUUCGGUGCAACCCGGAAGAGCAGUUGUGCGCAUGUGAGGGGUCUACACGUGGUCUCCCAACGCACCGGGGAAGGGAGAAGUUCAAGGAAUGCGCCACCACAACCAGGCUGUACAGGCUCGGAUCUAUCAUGAUACCUUAUGGUCAUCGGGAGCAAGUUUACCAAACACCAAGGGAAAACGACAACGCACGCGCCCUUGUUCAUAGAGUAAAUCAACCACUGCAAACUCCAAACCAAC
Molecule: messenger RNA, 2685 nt
Organism: Exophiala xenobiotica
Lineage: Eukaryota; Fungi; Ascomycota; Eurotiomycetes; Chaetothyriales; Herpotrichiellaceae
Exons: 8
Coding region: 41-2416 (791 amino acids)
Biological process (GO): DNA-templated transcription; positive regulation of transcription from RNA polymerase II promoter by galactose
Cellular component (GO): nucleus
Molecular function (GO): zinc ion binding; RNA polymerase II cis-regulatory region sequence-specific DNA binding; DNA-binding transcription factor activity, RNA polymerase II-specific
Source: RefSeq, a predicted model, not a curated record